Molecule: messenger RNA, 13595 nt
Organism: Caenorhabditis auriculariae
Lineage: Eukaryota; Metazoa; Nematoda; Chromadorea; Rhabditida; Rhabditidae
Source: the annotation of a GenBank genome assembly
AUGAUUAAUGAAGAGGAUAACCUGACGCAUAUCAAGCCUGAGUGCGAUAUUAACUCCCAGUUAGCCGUGGUGGUAAGUGAACCGUCAGAGGCUUCCAAUUUUUCUUUCCCAGCUAGAGAAACUUGAAAUGAGCGGCUACAGCGAUGAAGUUCGCCAGGAGAAAAAAGAUUAUGAAAAUCCACAGCAAAAAGGGGACAGUCGUGAGUAUUUAUUGGUUUAAUCAAACCUUCAGAGUUCAGUAGUAAUUAGAAAACUUUUGUAAAAUUGAUAGAAAAAGUCAGAAAUGGUUUACAGAUUUCAUCAAUUUUCCUUCAUCGACAAUUCCGUUUUCCAGGUUACAUUUUCGAUCCUGAGUUAAUGGAAUCAUUCAAGAAGGAGAAAAAGUCAGUGAAUAGUUCAAUCGAGCUGAGACCGUUCAAAAUGGAGGAUGUAGAAGCUUGCUAUGAGUGAGAAUUACGAAAAAAGUUUGAAAGAUCUGCAUCUUCAUCUUUCAGAGUGUACAAACUAUUCGCGUUGGAAACUUCUAUCCCGCUCAACCAAGGCUGCAUGGAUUUUUGGAGACAUGUCACUUACAAAGCCAUCCUCAUCAACAUUCCAUACUCCAUCGUGGCGAUUGAUACAGAGUGAAUUUUUACGAAAAAAGUUCAGCAUACAAGUGAAAAACUUUCAGUACAAGUCUAAUUGUUGGAUUUAUUGGAGCGGAAUUCCGCGAGAACGCGGAUUAUUUGUGCCAUUUCCUCCAAAUCAAAUGUUUGGCCGUCCAUCCAAUGUUCCGCGGCAUGAGAAUCGCAAAGACGCUGGUGUCAGCUCUCGGAUGCGUGGCUCGAACGCUUGUUAGUGUAAUUUGUUAUGCUUUUAGAUUUAUUCAGUUUUUUUUCCAGGAGGCACCUUAUCUGGUCUACAUUUUCAAAAACAGAACCAACAGGUUGUUUGAGAGGAUUCUUCUGAAAAUCGGUUUCACAACUGUGAGCCCAAGUGUGUUCAGCGGAACCCUGGAAGCUGUUCUGUUUCGAAAAGUUGGAGAGCCCGCAUCAUUUGGAUCUGGCAAAAAGCAUGUGCCCCGUGGAAAGACAGAGCAAAAACGCGCGCAAAGAUUUGGGCAUCAGGAUGUCAGAAUGCGAAUCGGAAAGCUCCUUAUUGAGUCUAGCGAUUUUUUGCGCGAGAUGUUGAUAAAUGAGGGAUAUGUUAACAAUGCGCCAUUCAACCGCCCUUGAUACAGUUCAUCAAAAUUUUUCCUGGCUGGUUUUUUGAAGAGGUAAAUAAUUUUCCCAAUAAACUAUCGUUAGAAAACCGAUAAAUUUUUAACCUUCGCCGUUUGGAAAAACGUUUAAAAAUCUUGUUAUUAGACUCUUUUGAGACCAACAAGCGUUUUAUUUUUUUCAGUCAUACUUUUUUUCAUAACAGCCUUCCGUGAUCAAACUCGCUUUACUGUGAGAAUCAAAUUUAUGUAAACAAACUAUUUUUUUGCUAAAAAUGAUUUUAAUAUCUUAUCUCUUUCAGUUUCCUUCGUUUUCAUGAUGUUUUUGAUGAUGUUACAAGUUUACGGAUUUCAAAUAGGCACCUUUUUUACGCACGUUUGUUUUUUUGUUUCCCGGUUAAAAACGGACACUUAUUGUUUGAUUAUGUUCUCAGAUCGCUUCAGGCCGUCUCACCUUUUUUUAUUAUCAUUAUUUUUCACUUUUUAUGUGUUGAAUACUUUUUUUGCUUUGAUAAAAUGUUGGUGUUGAGAAAAGGUAUUUUUUUCUGAAUCUUCAUCUUCACAAAAAAAGUUUGCUCGUGGAACAUUUAACAUUUAUUCAUUCUUCAGAGUUAUCUUGUAUCUGCUGAAUCAUGGAAUAUUCGUAGAGAUGUUUGUUGGUUCGCGCAACUGUCGCCCAUCGGUUGUGUCGCUUGUGGAAAAUGUUUGAUAAAUUAGCGGCUAAGAAAAAAAAAAAGAAAAAAUCGAUUUUGUCUACCGUCAGUUGCAAGUUUCUCAGAAAUAUUAACUAUUGAAAAUUGAUUCAACUUCCACGACUUGUUCUUCCCAAUCUAAAGUCGAUUCACGUCUGGCUUAAAUUGAUUGAAAAAAAGGUCUUGAUGCGAAAGUGGAGGCUGCCUCGUGUUCCGUGUCCCAAACCAGCCGGGAACAGGCUCCUCUGUGCCUCGUACUCUCUAACGGUCUACCGCACAAUAACAUUGAAAUAUCACACAUGAGAGCCAUUAUGUUGCCCCUCAUGCCGAGGAAAUGUUGAAACCUCUUCGAAGACGCGCACAGCCGUGUGCACGUUCUGGUAUCUUUCCAAGCUGGUCUUCUCGUGACUCGGGCGGACCGUCUCCCCAAACUCCUCCCUCUUUCGAUCCGCGCCGCGCCGCGCCAGUCGCCAUUCUUGCUUCUCUCCGGUCACACGGGCCAAGAAAAACAGUCUCUGGGACCGUUUUGCAUUUCCCCUUUCUGCUCGACAGUUAUUUUUCACAAAACUUUGCGCGUUUCCGCCUGAAAAUUCUAUCUUUAAUCUCAAGAUUGUUAGCUUUUCGUCAUCAAUCUUUUGUCUCUGCGCAUUUAUGUAGAAAUCUCUGAAAUAUUUGACGAUUUUUCGAAGUCUCCGCCUUUUUCGAUUUUUAGGCGUUCAGUAGCUGUUAUCUUUUUUUGCGCAAAGCAAUUUUCAAAUGCAUCAAGGACAAAAAAUUCCGAGUUGCAGAACAACAGCCCCUCUGAAAGGUUACUGCGUAGCCAUACCGACUACACUUUUUUUUAAAUGAUUAAAUAUGAAUAUAAAUUCAACAAUAAAAGUCUGCCUUUUCCGCAUUCCUUCUGUAGACGUGUCUUGUUUUCAGCUGCUUUGUUUUAUCUUUAAAAAAAUUUUUAGUAUCGUCUUCUCGAGAUGGUAAGACAAAGAAAAUCGCGAGCUGGAAAUCUCCAGAAGAAGAGUGAGUUGCAAAGUACAAAGUACAAUAACGUUUGCGAAUGUAAACUUUUUUUCUGAAACGUGAAAAAGUAAGUCCAUUUCAUGACGCACUAACUUCUGAAUAUUGCUUAGAUUGUCCGAAAUGCGCUCUUCAGAAUCAGUUUUUAUUUUUUAUUCAUAUUUUCACAUUUUGAGAAACUAAUUCUGCCGCUUCUCCGACGGAACUUUCACCUGGCACCCUCAAAGCCGAAAACGCCGGUGCAGGUUCGAUUAUUCAGUUUCUUACUUCACUUUUCUAACUUGUGAGAGAUAAGCAGUUUCUUGCGGCUUUCGCUCAAGUUUUUAGGUAUAAGUAUCAGAAUACCUGUGUAUUUUUCUUUAAGGGGCUAAAACGAAAAAAAAAGAAAAAAAAAUAGGUUUUUAAAUUAUCAGAAAAAAUAAUCAUUUCAUAUUUUGGUGAUAAUGUUUUGGAAUGAGUGAAGAUUUAUAUUGCGUUUGCCUUCACCCAAGGGGUUUUUUUUUCUUACUAGGGUAUGGUCUCCAUUGAAAAUUUAAUUGAAAUUUGAGAUUUUGCGGGUUGAUAAUAAGCCUAGGUGAGAGUACUCGAAAAUGAAAUCCUUCUUGGCUCCACAGGCGACAGAUGGAAACUACCUGUUCAAAACAAGACUUUUUUUAAAGUUUUUAUUUGAUAGAAGGAUCUCUAAGAGAUGCGCAUCAGAGUUAGGCUCUUUAUGCGCCUUGUUUGCUAGGAAAAUAUCCCUUUCCAUUUUUUUUUUCUUUCAAAUCAAAAGUCUUUUUGACUACCGAUGAGUCAUCGUCCUGCACAUAGCAUAACCAAAUAAGAGCUCAAUCAAACCAGUUUAAGCAAAGUUAUUGCCAAAAAGCACAGCGCCCAUUUCUUUUUGACCUCCCACUGGAUGUGAUAGUAAGCUAUGAGUAUGCAAAAGUGAUAUUCAUCAAAAAGAUUCGAACCACGAUCACAGUGUGGACAGUCAGCAAAUCCAAUACCAUUACACUACUUCGCCAGUUGCUAGCUGAAGGUCCCAAGCUAGGGGAUCUGAAAAAAUUUUGACGAGCUUUUCCUCGGCUACCUGGAAGGGUUAGCAGAACUUUUUUUCGAUGUAAAGUGAUCUUAUAAUGUAGUCUACACUUUAAACCACAAAAGCCUCAAUUCUCAACUCAAGACUUUUCAAUGAAUAAAAAACAUAUCAUACCAUCAAUUUCACCUUUGCACAAAGUUCAGGCUCGAGAACUCGCCUUCCUUCUGUGGAAGUCGAUCAUCGAAAUGCUGAAAAGAACAACUGUGGUGAAGGUUUGACAUGAAAAACCAAAAUUUAUCCUUUGUCUGUUGUGAAGUUUUUCAAGUGUCAAAAUAGAGAAAAAAAUAUUUUUUUCUGCCUUCUGGCCGAGUUAUGCCAUUCUCAUUCAGGAGUGCCACUGCUACCAGAUACCAUUUCCUGGUCAGAAACUCACUGCAAACUUUAUGCUAAUUCAUUUCAUGAACAUUAAAAUUUACAAAACCAAAAGAAAAAAAUGGCAUCAUUUUUUUCGAGAAAUUUAGCGUAGAAGAAUUUUUUUACCGAUUCACAAAGUAAAUAUAAUACCAAUCACAAAAAAGUUGAAUUUUAAAUUACCUUAUUUCACGGCAUAUUCACGAAUGUGUCUUUUCGCUUUUCAUUAAGUUCAAUAUCAAGCUAAGUAAAUUAAGAAAACUUUCCAUCACACUUCGCAUAAAUAGUUACUUGGAAAAUUCAACGUAUUUGAAGAAGUAAACAAAGGAUCGACAUCUAACGAACACGACGUAUUUGUUGCAGAAUUCUCGGACGAUGAAGAAGUACAUGAACCACUUGCCUACAAGAGCCCAUCUCCGAUGCUCGUGGAAUAUCAGGACGGUGAGUACAUUCAUAAAAAAUGGAGACAUUUUCUCACAGGCUUCAUGAUUUCGCAGUUUUAUGGUAUAAAACAAAAAAACUUUUUUUAGCCUCUAGUUAAAAUUUCUAGUUUUGCAGAGAUGUACUUUGAGCCGCGCUAAUUUCAUAUACAGAAUGAAAUUUCUUGACUUCUAUACUCGCCCUCUAUCGCCAUCUCUAACCCGUGAAAAAUUAAAGGCGAAGAAAGAUUCGACAACCUGUGGGGCGAAGGCGAAGACACCAGUGUGGGACUUGAGAGAGAACCUGAAGGUAAACUUGAAAAAAUAAAACAUUUUAAGAGGAGUAGAAAGAAAAAAACUAAUAAUCUUAAUCACAAAGGAACAUAAGAUCUACCAAUUUUUUUCAUUUUUAACUGCAAAUUCAAAUCGUGAAAAUUCUCUUCUCGCAAUUUCUCUUCCUAUUGGAUCGAAUUUCGAGAUAAAUAAAUUGAGAAAACAUCAUAUAGGACUUCGUACAAAAAAGUCACUGGAAAAUCCAAAAUAAUUGAAGAGGUCGGCCAAGAAUCGUCGAAUGGUUAUCGGAAGAUCGUCAUAGACGACUCCGACGAAGAGUUGGAAGAGGUCGGCCAAGAAUCGUUCAAUGGCUAUCGGAAGAUCGUCAUAGACGACUCCGACGAAGAGUUGGAAAAGGUCUCGCCACAGAAGGAACCUGCCCAAAUGAACAACUCCCCGAUGGCGCUUGAACUUCAAGACGGUAAGUAAGAAGAAGAAAGUUAUUUUCUAACUGGUUUCAUUAUUGCGCAGUUUUAUGGAAUUGAACUUGGUGAAAAGAGAAAAGUGUUUUUUUUUUAAAGCAGCCUCAGUGUUUACAUAUUUUGGCUGUGAUCAUUUAGUUGUUGAUAGUUACAAAGGCUCACUAAUUAAAGCUGUAAUUUUGGAGAUCUGCAGAUUGCAUAUGAUGUAAAUCAAUUUAGUAAAAGAAAACAACAACACAACUCAGACGCAAAAAAAAAAACAAGUUGACGUCUUGUAGGGAGAAGGCGAAGGCACCAGUGUGGGACUCGAGAGAGAGCCCGAAGAUAAAUUUGAAGAGAUGAAAAAACUUAACAAGAAUAGAGAAAAGCUGAAAAGUUGAAAAUGACGAUCUGCUGAUAUUUUCAUUUUUUCACGGCACAUCCGUAAAAGUUUUUUCUUACAUUGCCAUUUUUUCUAGAUCGAAUUUCGAGGUAUGUGAAUUGAAAUAAAUUUCCAUCACACUCCGCAUAGAUAGAUACUUGGAAAACUUAACGUAUUUGAAGAAGUAAACAUAGGAUCGACAUCAAACGAACACGGCAUGGCCCCCGUUUUAUUUCACGACGAUAAAGAGCUCUCAGAAGUGCUUGCCAACAGGGGCGACUCCCCGAUGGCCGUGGAGUAUGACAACGGUGAGUAUAUUAAUAAAAAAUUGAGUAAUUUCCUAUCGGCUUCAUUAUGGCGUAGUCAUAUGUAGUUUAACUGAGCGUAAAUCUCAAAAGUGUUUAUUUUAACGCAAUCCCAUUGGUUACAUCGGCUUCGAUCAAAUGAUGAUCAUAUGUAGAUAAAAACCACUUAUACCGACUUCAGCUCUUAUUUUGGCUUAGAAUACUACUCCAUAAUAUCUAUUGUUCUUUUAAAUGAUAACAAAGCAAAACUACCAAAAAAACCGGUAAUUUUUUUAGAAAAAAAUUUUUUUGAAACUAAUUAGAUAAACAAAGCCGUUUUUCAAGAUUUAUCUCACAAAAAAACUUGAUAAUAUUAUAAUUUAAAGAAUCAAAUUGGUCGGAUGAACUCAACGUUGAAGAGGACCUUGAUGGAGACUACGAAAUAAAUAACCGAGGUCAGUUUGAAAACUGGGACAAUUUGAGUAAAGUUGAACAAUUUUUCGAUUUCUUUAACUGAUAUUUUUGUUUGUAAGAGCUUCUGCGGCAAUUUUAUCCUCUGAAGAAAAAAACUCUGAGAAAAAAAUUAGUAUAACAGAUGAAACUUUCUGAUGCUACAUACUCCCAUAAAAUCUAUGAAUAGCCAAAGGUUUUGGAACCUUUUAUAGUCAAUGUUUCCCGACUUGAAAAGCGAGGGGAGCGAGGCAAGGGGCGGGACGCGUAGCGUGUGCGUACGCGGCUCUUGGCACGAGUUCAAUUAAACCGCCAGCAACUAAUUUGAAAACCGUUUUUCGUUCUUUUCAAUUAUUUUUCAAUUAUUCAUUCAUUAUGUUCAUGUGUGCAUCAAAUAAAAGUAGAACACAUAAAAAAAGAGCGGUUGCCGAGCUUUUCAACGGCAAUUGAAUUGAACUAGUGCCAAGAACCGCGUAAGCACACGCUACGCGUCCCGCACCUUGCCCCGCCUCCCUCACCUAUCAAGUCGGGAAACAUUGACUAUAAAAAAACUCUAUUUCCGUUCCCGAGCAUUCGUGGCUGCCUAGUAGAUAUAUAUAUAUUCUCUUAUGAAAAAAUUUUGAAAAAUCAGAAUAUCUUACUCAAGCUUCCGUGUUUUCGUUGUUUCAAAAAUAAAAAAUUUUAAAGAAGACGAUUUGGAUGACGAAGUAUACUACGACUUGACCGAAACCCCGAGCAAAAAAGAAGGAGAAGCAACAAAGGAAGAAAAACAUGAAAAGGUUCAAAAACUUUCGGCACGAGCCGAACGGCUCAAAAAGCGACAGAAUUCGAAAAAAGUCGAGACCAAAAGAGCCGGAACAACUAAAAGAGUGGCAAUUGAAAAAAAUGGUUAACUACUCAUUGGAAAACAACGAAAUAAGAAGUUUUUUAGACUUUCUGUUUGAUGAGGAUCUACUCAAAGAUGCAUUAAAGGAAAACCAAAUCGAGGUUUCGCAAUACGAGUUCUCUCCGUAUUCGGAAAAAAAGAUUUUUUUAAAAAUAACCAAGUAAAGGGAUUUCCAUAUAUUUAAAUAUCAAAAAGUCCUCUCAGACUCCUUCGCUUCGCUGAGAUCGAGGUCAAUUUAUCUCGAUAUAAAUUGGCUCAAAUAAAAAACCAACUGUCAUUCGCGACUUUGAAGAAUUUUAUACCGUUUUGUAUAACGGCAAAAAGUUCACGGUGAGGGCCCUGUGAGCAUUAUGAAGUCACCAACUGAAAUAUUAAAGCGGAACGGUCGUUGGAUUUGUGUGCGGGAGGCGAAUUCACGGCGGUGGGCUUGGAUCAUUGAUAAGAGUUCAACUUUGCGUCGUCCCGAAGGCCCACAGAAAAAAAUCAAUCGGACAACAGCUCAUUCAAAAGUUGGCCAAUGUUGGGAUCAAUUCGGUCAGUUUGCUAUUAUUUUUCCGUUUCAACUUCUUUCAUCUUCUAUUAGCAAGCACUCAAAGGAUGAUAUCGAGUUGCUUGGUAACCGGCUAAAUGACGCUUUAGGAUCUCAUCUCAGCAUUUCUCUGCUUUCUAACUGUUCACACUGACGUUUCGGCUUAUAAAAUCGGAAUUUUUUCCUCUCGGCGCAGAUAUUUAAUGACGUUGCACUUCGUAAUUUUUAACUAAAACAGAAAUGGAGAGAUUUUAUCACAACAAUCAAGAAUCUGAAGUUCGAACUGCAAAAAUGCUCAUACCAGAUCAUUUAAAACCUGAUUCAGCUCUUGAGGACGGAAGUAAAAUUUCAGAAAAGUAUUUUUCUUUCCUCGAUAGCGAUUUCACUUUCCGUUUGUCUGCGCGCUCAAAAGUUUUGCUUUCCUGAAAAAUGAGGCACCACUGAAAAAGUUUCUUUCUUAAUGGUUGACAAAAUGUUUUAACUUCUAAUUGUCGCGGUGGAAUAAGGUCCUUAUAUGAAAAUCAUCGACCAAAAUGAGAUCUUGGAAAAAUUAAAAAUCUUCUGAGAAAAGUUGAAGUUACUUCGAAGUCUUCUUUUUUUAUCAAGUUUUUCAUCUAUUCCAAGCAGUUUUCUAGGAAAAUAGGGGAAAAGUCACUUUACAAUGUGCUUGGAAACUCCCAGAAAACUGGCCGAAAUACUCCUCGAUGUACGAAAUGGAAAUAAUGAGAGUCUCGACCUGCAAAAAUAUCUAGUUACGGAAAAAUAACAUCCCAAUGAAAAAAAAUCCAAAAAAUGCCGGAAAAAGCCAUUUAAUGGAUUUGUACCUUUAUUUCUCGGAAACCCAAAAGUUGGGCGAACUGAGAGGUCGAGAGUCUUUUUCUAGUACAUCAAAGAGUGUUCUGGCCAUUCCCAACCACAAAGCAAAGCGACCUCCCUUGUUGAUAAUUUUUUAUUUACAGGGGGCCAAGUUUUUGGUCUUCGGACUAACAAAGUCGCCCAACACAACCACCAAGAAGUUCCUGGCCAAAUGUGGCUUCGAAGCCAUUGAGGGAAGCGCAUAUUCUGGCAGGCCGGUUUAUUUCAAAGCGAUUGGACCUGAGAAAAAAGAACUCGACCUGAAGGGAAAAAAGGAAUUGGCCCAACAAGUCCACGACGAGCCGUCCGCUCAUUUCUUUUGCGAUUGUUUUAUUAAUAAUCUACUCCAUAAUGGAGCAUACAUUGAGCACCGACUCUCUGCGAAAAAAAGAAGAAAUCAAUUUUAAAUAAUCGAAACACGUUCAGAAGUUUUUUUGGAAGUUUUUUUUUGUUAAAAAAUAAUUUUUGAUGUUUUGUUUCGAUGAUUUAAGACUGUUUUCAACUUCUUUUUCGCAUUGGAUGGACAUUUUAAAUUGAAACUUUAUGAUGACCAAGACGUAGCUAAAACAAAAGUUAAAUAAAGUCUAAUCAAUUUUCAGUUUUUUUCUCGUUUUGAUUACUAAGAUUUUGGUCAACGUGAAGUUUCUUUUGCUACGAAGCAAUUUUGUCUUCAUUUUAGCAGUUUAUUUUUUUGUUGUGUCGUGUUCACACAAACCAACGAUUGAGUUUAUCGAAAGGAUCUCGCCUCAAGAUCUUUUUAAGUUGCUUUGAAACAAGGACUCCCAUUCAGAGUUCAGUGUUGAUGGCAGGCUUUUAUGAAUUCAAAGAUGGUCUGUGUUAAUUGAUUGUCAGCUUUAGCCUCGGACUCGGAAAUUUCGCGAAUAUUCCUGAAAUGUUUUUUUGAAGAAUCUUCUUCGAUUCCUUUCGUGAAAAUGACUGUCUUCACAAUAACUGGCACUCUCCACAUGCCUCUUUUUUUGUCAUUUUGCGAUGGAUAAUGAGUUCAAAGCCCUUUUCAAACCUGUAAACGCAGCUCGGUUGUUUCUGUUCCAACUUCCCUUAGUUCUUGAGCCAGAUUUUUUUUUGACAGUUUGCCGUUUUUGAAGCUGAUUUCUCUUGUUUUUUUUUUGCGUUGUGGCAAGUUGUCGGCCUGAAGAAUUGAUGAAAUUUUGGUUAAUGACCAGCCUCUUCACUUGUCACAUUUUUCUUUUUUCUUGUGUUUUUCGUUAGUUCGACACACUUUUCAUCUAUUGCAUUUACUGUUUAUUUUGUGUGUUCCGUUGCGGGGAAAAACAAGCUUCGCUUUUCGAUUUUUCUUAUUUAAUUUCGAACUAUCGGUGAUGAUUUUGUUCCAUUUCUUCGCGAAAUUGUUUUCUUGAUCCAUUUUUUCCCAGCUGUUCUGUCCUUAUCAUAAACGUUAACAGAGCAAGUUUUUCUGGUUUCUAUCAACUGGUUGAUUACCGGAUACUUUUUCUUGAGCUGAAAUUAUUCAGCUCUAUUUAUAUAAUUUGCAGUUGUAACGGAACGAAACCGCGAUGGAAGAAGAAAAAGAGCUCCGAAGCUCCUGAGCUUUCUGAAACGUCAAAAGAACCGAAAAAGGUUGAGAUGCCCCGGAAUCGUAAGUUUUUUUCACUAAAAAAAAUUACUAUAAUCUCGUACCAUUAUUUUUUUCUUUUUCUGAAUUUAUAAGGCCAAAUAUAAGCCAAAUUAUUCAGAAAGAAAACUUCUAAGCAGAAAAAAAUGAAGAUUUCUCAGAAGAGAAAAAUUAUCUAAUGGUUUUCAUAGGCCUCAAAAAAUUCAGUCAGAUAACCGCUAACAUAAAUUGGAAAAAAAUUAAUUUAUUUUUUUGGGUUUUUGUUUGAGACUAUUACCGGAUCAAGAUUUGCAAAACAUCGUCGAAUUAAACUCAGAAAAAGAGGUCGAUUUCAUAACUCCAGGGAUCUUGCAAUAUUAUCUCGCGUGUAAACGCUUGGAUGCCGAGAUGGGCUUGAAACCUGAGAAAAGGCGCAAGCGAGCCCCUACUAAGGUUGAUGGCAACCCUGGUGGUCAAGAACCGACGAAAAAGGGAUCAAGCAUCAUUUAUUUCGGUGAGUUAUACUUUUUUCGCUAAGAAAAUAUUCACAUCAACUUCAGACAAGCCUUCUGUAACGAAGCCGAGCGAGAAGAUGGAAACGAUCAACAUGUCUCUCGAGACACACAAACGUUCGUUGUCUGAAAUUAUUCAGAAAAACUCAGAAGUUGCUUUAAUGUCUCAUGUUCCUCACGUCAUAUUUGGAUUUUGUGGAAAAUUGAAAUGUUUUGUUGGAUUGUUUGAAAUGACACACUGAAAAAUUUUAUCAGACUUUAGAACAAUUAUGUUGAUUCUAUCUUAAAGAGAUUAUUCAAGCCAAAAAAAUCAUAAACUUUUUUUAGAAGAGAAAAAUUGAUUUUUUUAAGAUUUCAAUUUUUUAACUGUGGGGAUCGUAGUAAUUUAAUUCAUUAUUCAAACAACGACUGCAAUAUUGAAAUUUUCGAAAAUACUUCAAAAAUAAGGUACUUCGGAAAUUAUUGUUAAAUAUAGUUAUGCGGAUCAUUUUUCCAAUUAAUCACCAUCAUAAAAAAACAAUUUAUUUAUACCAAAAUAUCUUCACCUUACCAAUUUUUUUGGCUUCUCACAUUUCUAAAAAAAUCAGAAGUUUUUUUGCAAAAAUUUGUUCGAUUCUUUAUAAGAGUAGUUUUUUUCUUUAAAAAAAAAUUUUUCUUUGUAUUGAGAAACUCUGUACAAAGAAUUGGUGGUAUGAAAAAAACCACCAGCGAAAGUUCGAACGGCGACUUUUUCCGAUUUUUUUCGAAUCGCUAGGGAACUUUCCGACGGCCACCUUUCCGACGGAUCCCUUUCCGACUUUUUUUCCCUCAAGUUUUUUUCGGUUUAUAAAACAUCUAUAAACAUUGUUUUUUUCUAUUUCUUUGUGUUUUUAAUCAUUAACCAACUACCUACUUUAUAUAGGCAGAUUUAAAACGAAAGGUUUAUCGAGAAAAAAAGUCGGAAAAAGAUUCGUCGGAAAGGUGGCCGUCGGAAAGUUCCUAAGCGAUAUGAAAAAAUCGGAAAAGUCGCCGUUUGAAUUUUCGCUGGUGUUUUUUUCAUACCACCAAAGAAUUGUUUUCGAAGACGCUGUUUUUCGGUUCAAAAAAAACCCAUUAAGACGGUCGAAAAAUGCGAGCGAAUGUAGAACAUCAAAAAGAAGCCGCGAACGGCAUGGGAAACGGAUUCGAAAGGUUCGACAAAAUGGCUCCCGAACAGCACGCCGCGUGAGAGGCGCCUUGUUUCGUUUCUGCUAAAAAAAAACAGUCAUGUAAAACGUCAGAAUUGGGGUUAAUAAUGAUGAAAAUUACUUUUGUUUUAAAAAAGAUGAGAAAACAUAAGAGACUAAAAUAACAACUCAUUGACGGAACAUUGUAAACCCUAAACAGAUCACAUGGGUCUAGAAUUUGAAUGAAUACAUUGUACAACUUUAGAUCAUUCAUAAUAUUAUUUUGCUAUUGCUUAUCCAACUCAUUGCAGAUCUUCUCGAAGGUUUGCCCGGUCUCCAGACGAGCGCCACGUCUUCCGAAGGGGCUGCGGCUUCGAAGGCCAAAGUUCAGAUCACGAUGAAGCCAGGCGACUCGGCCGGUAUUUAUGUUUAUUUAAUAUCAUGUUCUCUCAGAUUUUUCAAUCAGUUCCCGUAUCUUUUCCAAUAUAUUAUGUCUGGUUGUGAGUUAUGAUGAAAAAAAAAUUCCCUUUUUGCUUUUAGAAGAAAUAAAAAAGGGGAAAAUAUCAUGAGAUAUGUGCAGAUUUGAUUCACCUUUUUUCCAAAAUUAGCGAAUGAGGCCUUUUAAAUGUUGUGAAGAGAAUAGGAGUGAAACGAUUUGAGUUAACACGAGCUUUCAUUCAAAAAUUCGAAAAUCAGCAAGAGCAGUCGAAAAUACCACAAGUUUUCUUUCUUUAUUGAAAUCCAUUUUUUUAGGAUCCUCAGAGAAAACACAAAAAUUUACUGCGAGCCCAGUAGAAAUAUAUCUCUGUCACUGAUGUUAGGGGUCUGGCAAAAAAAAUAAAUAAAAGAAGGCGGCUCAUCCUUCUUAAAGAGACGCCAGAAGUAGAGAGGGCCAAGAGAAUCUAUACACUGCCGAUUCUUGAUGAUGCCAUAAAACACGGGGAGAGUGAACCGCGUAGUCGACGCCUUAGUUUAAGUUGCAAUCAAGUAAUGACUGCAAAAGACAAAUAUUAUUUAUUGGUCGAACACAGAAUAUACAAUGUAAAGGAAAAAGCCCGUUUAGUGUUUAUUUAAAGCCAAUUGAUACAACCGGCACUUUGUAGUAUUUUUAGAAGCUCACGACUCACUGUAAAAGUUUUGCCCAAUUCUUACAUUGAUAAAAUAUUGUAAAAUAACAGCUGCAAGAAUUUUCCGAAUUUACAAAGAAUCUGUCAGAAAGCUCAAAAUGGAACCUCCUUAUUGGAUCAGCCACUGUAGUUUGGUUAUUUUUCAGCCAUUGUUUGCAAACGAUUAUGCACUAUUUCUAAGAGCAACUGAGAGCCAGAAAUCAUGAAGUUGAAAAACAAAGCAGAUUUUAUUAAUUUCAAGGCGGCAGCUCCUCUUCGAACGAGCCCCCGUCGACAGCUGCUCCGAAGACCGUCGUGAGAGUUGGAAACUUUUCUUGGGCCGAGACAGAGGCCUUCUUCAAGCAGAAGGACAAGAGAAACUAG